GUCGACCUCUCCGCCGAUCACACCACACCCCGACUCUCCCUCUUCUUCCCCCCAUCCCGCUCCCCACGUAGAGUACUACAAGAAGCGCUGAGCCCGGCACAUCCCGCACACGCGCACGCACAAACCAAAGUCCCCCUUCAAACCCGCUGAGCCAACAAUGGAGAGCAGCCGCAUCAUUGCGACAUGUACCACCCAAUGAUUGAUCCGUCUCAUUCCCAUCUAAGCUAGAUCUUCUUGAAUCUUGAGACCACCACAGCCUCAUCCAAGCUCGUGCUCGUGCGCCCCUCGCUCCCAUCCAAUGACCAACGGCGGCCACAGCAUGAGCGGCGCGGGCGGCUGGCUGGGGUUCUCGCUCUCGCCUCAAGUCGCCGCCGCGGCCAUGGACGCGGCUGCCGGCUCCGGCAUCGUCGACGUCGCUGGCCACCACCACGCGCACCACGGCGGGGUCUACUACCACCCCGACCCGGUCGCGUCCUCCCCCAUGUCCUUCUACUUCGGGGGCGGCGACAAUGUCGGGGCGGCGAGCGGCGGGUACUACUCCGGGAUCUCCGCCCUGCCGCUCAGGUCCGACGGCUCGCUCUGUCUCGCCGACGCGCUCCGGAGGAGCGAGCAGAAACACCACGGGGCGGAGGUGUCGGCGCCGCCGAAGCUCGAGGACUUCCUCGGCGCUGGUCCCGCAAUGGCGCUGAGCCUGGACAACUCCGGCUACUACUACGGCGGCCACAGCCACGACAACGAUGGCGCUGGAGGCGGCCAGCAGCCGCUGCUGUACGCCAUGAUGCCUGGCUCCGGUGGCCACCACAUGUACUACGACGCCCACGCGGCGUUGCUGGACGAGCAGGCUGCAGCCACGUCGGCCGCGAUGGAAGCGGCCGGCUGGAUGGCGCGUGACGGGGACGUCUACGACGUGGACGCCGGCAACGGCGAGGAGGGCGGGGGCGCCAUCGUGCCGGCCGGCCCCGGCAACCCAGGCGGAUACGCACACCCGCUGACGCUGUCCAUCAGCUCUGGGUCCCAAUCCAGCUGCGUCACCGUGCAGCAGGCGGCCGCACAAGCCCACGCCUACGUCGGCCAGGCAACCGCGGCCAGCAAGAAGCGCGGCGCCGGCGCGGGCGCCAAGCAAAACAAGCAGCCGGUGGUCCACCGCAAGUGCAUCGACACCUUCGGCCAGCGCACGUCCAAGUACAGGGGCGUCACCAGCAAAAGCAGGCAUAGGUGGACGGGGAGGUAUGAGGCGCACCUCUGGGACAACAGCUGCCGGAAGGAGGGCCAGACCAGGAAAGGCCGGCAAGUUUAUCUUGGUGGGUAUGACAUGGAGGAGAAGGCGGGGAGGGCGUAUGAUCUUGCGGCGCUCAAGUACUGGGGCGCGUCCACGCACAUCAACUUCCCGGUGGAGGACUACCAGGAGGAGCUGGAGGUGAUGAAGAACAUGACCAGGCUAGAGUACGUGGCUCACAUCAGAAGGAAGAGCAGCGGGUUCUCGCGCGGAGCUUCGAUGUACCGGGGAGUCACCAGGCACCACCAGCAGGGGCGGUGGCAGGCGCGCAUCGGCCGGGUUUCCGGCAACAAGGACCUCUACCUCGGAACAUUCAGCGCGGAGGCGGACGCGGCAGAGGCGUACGACGUGGCGGCGAUCAAGUUCCGCGGCGUCAGCGCGGUCACCAACUUCGAAAUCAGCCGGUACGACGUGGACAAGAUCAUGGAGAGCAGCACGCUGCUGCCCGCCGAUCAGGUGCGGCGCAGGAAGGACGGCCCCGACGCACUGGUGGCCAGCGCGGCGGCCGCGCUCGUGCAGGCCGGCGGCGCCGCGGACUACUGGAGGCAGCCCGUUGCGGCGGCGUCGGCGGUCACGCCGUGCGGCGACAAGCAGAGCCGCCACCACCUCGACCUCAUGUCGAGCGAGUCCUUGUCGCUGCUGCGCGGCGUGGUGUCCAUGGACGGCGACGCUGCUGGUGCUCACGGGAUGGGAAACUCCAGCAGCGCGCGCAUGUCGGGCGCGUCGUCGUUGGCCACGAGCCUGAGCAACUCCCGGGAGCAGAGCCCGGACCAGGGAGGCGGCCUGGCCAUGCUGUUCGCCCGGCCCGCGGUGCCGAAGCUGGCGAGCUCGCUGCCCAUGGGCUCCUGGGUCUCGUCGCCUACGCCGGCCAGGCCCGGCGUGUCCGUGGCGCACAUGUCAGUGUUCGCCGCGUGGGCGGACGCAUGAGCAACAACCGCACCGUCAUCCUUUUAGGGCUACAACAUGCACGGCGGCAAGAAGGUUUAGGGCAAGUAGUACUCAGUAGCCAUGGUAGCUAUUAGCCUAUUACUAGUAGUAAGGAACUAAGGGUUAGUAGUAACCAUAGUUAGUAGCUUAGCCGACGCAGGUCGACGGCGAGGGAUAAAGCGCGCAUGCAUGGCUGGGCUCCCGUGGUUCCUUCUUCAGCUGCGUCUGGGACGAAGGGUUUUUGUAGUAUCGAGCCUGGCACGGCAACGGCGGCGUCGCCUCCGGCCGAGGGCCGCCGCUGAUCGGAGAUGGAUGGGCAGUAGUAGUUCCUGUCUCCACUCUCCAGACCUCCUAACUUCCAUCAAAUGAAAAUGUGUUCGUCUUGCAA
Messenger RNA from Hordeum vulgare subsp. vulgare (domesticated barley), 2591 nucleotides. RefSeq names its product AP2-like ethylene-responsive transcription factor CRL5. Lineage: Eukaryota; Viridiplantae; Streptophyta; Magnoliopsida; Poales; Poaceae. Gene Ontology annotation, molecular function: DNA-binding transcription factor activity; DNA binding. Gene Ontology annotation, biological process: regulation of DNA-templated transcription. The coding region runs from base 299 to 2203 and encodes 634 amino acids. The record is from RefSeq and is a predicted model, not a curated record. The transcript is spliced from 8 exons.